Messenger RNA from Schistocerca nitens (vagrant locust), 612 nucleotides. Its product is annotated as lipopolysaccharide-induced tumor necrosis factor-alpha factor homolog. NCBI's taxonomy places the organism in Eukaryota, Metazoa, Arthropoda, Insecta, Orthoptera, Acrididae. The transcript has 3 exons. The record is from RefSeq and is a predicted model, not a curated record. Gene Ontology annotation, molecular function: zinc ion binding. The coding region runs from base 1 to 381 and encodes 126 amino acids.
AUGUAUUCAGCGGCAGAAGACCACCAGCCGCAGCCGCAGCCGCAGCCGCAGCCGUUACACGGGGCUCUGCCGCCUGCCUACGGGGUUGGUGGCCCCUCCAGUUCGUCUCCACACACAGCUGUUGUGUUUACCACCGCGUCUGUGGUGGUCCCGGCUCCGGCAGUGGGGCCUGGCCCGAGCCUCGUGCUGUGCCCCACGUGCGGCAGACACGUGCAGUCUGACGUCACGGUGAAGGCUAGCACCCGGACGCAUCUGAUUGCCAUCCUACUAUGCAUCGUCGGGUGUUGGCUUUGCUGUUGCAUUCCAUACUGUGUAGACAGCUGCCAAGCGAAGAAUCACUAUUGUCCAGACUGCAAGACAUUCCUCGGAACAUAUGAUUAAUAACCAGAGCGUUAGCUCGCGUGAGAAGUGCAUUAGUAAUGUAUCUUUUGCAAAUAUGUGACUGGAAACUAUCAAGGGAGUGUAUGACUGAGUUACUAAUUAUUACCGUACAGUUCAGUGGUUGGAUGCUGCUGGUUUUCAGUAGGAAAAUAUUCAACGAAUCAUUUUAAAACGACUUUUUUGUCUAAGUAAGGCAUUAGCGUAACAUGAUCUUAUCAACCUUUUUUAUUA